ACACAAAAAUAGGUCGUAUGAAGAAAAGAACAACUGCAUCAAAUCGUAAAGGCGCAAAGCAUGUCUUGCCUUCUCUUGAACUCAAUGAGGAACAAAGAAACAUUUCAGGCUCUUUAAGUACCCCAAGUGUCUCAAGUAUUCCAAGUAACUCAAGUACUCCAAGUACCUCAAGUGUCGCAAGUAGCCCAAAUGUCUCAAGCGGCCCAAGCAGUUCUCAGAUAGAAUCAAAUAUACAAGUUGCCAAAAACGUAGCUGUAGAUCUUUAUUCAGUUGAACCUCAUUCAGAUGAACCUCAUUUAGACGAACCUUAUUUAGACGAAACCUGCUUAGAUAUAUUAGAUGAUAACGAUAUUUUACCUGAUCCAGAUUUGGUUGAUGAUGAGAAUAUUGACGAUAUUUCAGAAAAUGAAAUGGCCAAUUCGAAUACAAAACGAAAAGAUAAUAAAAUUGCAACCGAAUAUAUGAAU
Molecule: messenger RNA, 467 nt
Organism: Racocetra persica
Lineage: Eukaryota; Fungi; Glomeromycota; Glomeromycetes; Diversisporales; Gigasporaceae
Source: the annotation of a GenBank genome assembly